Pseudopipra pipra is the source of this 1862-nucleotide messenger RNA. Its product is annotated as GRAM domain-containing protein 2A-like. The record is from RefSeq and is a predicted model, not a curated record. Lineage: Eukaryota; Metazoa; Chordata; Aves; Passeriformes; Pipridae. The transcript has 12 exons. Bases 670 to 1731 code for a protein of 353 amino acids.
GGGGAUAGCCGGGGGACACGGGACAACCGAGGACACCGGACAGCCUGCGGACAUGGGACAGCCAGCCCUGGGGAUGCUCCCAUCCCCUCCCCGGCCGGGGUCCUGCUCCGUGCCGCUCCCUGGUCGGGGCACCCCCGGGGUGGGCAGGGCUCCAGCUGCGGGGAAAGAACCCCCAGUGCCCCUUCCCACUGCCCCGGCUGCCCGUGAGGGUCCCACCCAGUGCCAGGGGGAUCCCGUGCACAACCCCUCGGUGCCGGGGGCAGCGGGCAGGGUGGUGGGACAAGGCCCGCAGUCCCCCGGGAGCCGAACUGGUGGUCACGCCGUGCAGCCCCGGGGUUCCCCGGGCUGGGCUGCCCCGGCCGCUCCCUUCGAACCUGCCGCGGCCGCCCGGCCCCGCCCGCUGCCCUCCCGAGGAGGAGGAGAAGGAGAAGGAGGCGGCAGCGGCCGCGGAGCAGGAACGGAGCUGAAAGGAGCGGGACAGCCCCGACGGGAGGGGACGGGGGUCCCGGUAGUGCCCACCAGCAGGUGUCACCACCCCCAGCAGCUCCCGGUCCGGGGGUCACCAGCCCCGUCACCCGCGGCCCCCGCUGCCCUCGGGGGUCGCAGCCCGCACAUGCCAGCGUGGGGCGAGCCAGGGGCUCGUGCGACCAGCCGCCGGGCUCAUCCCUCAUGCCGGGGAAGCUGAGGCGCAGCGCCCGGGGGGUGCUGGGGAUGAAGCAGUGGCAGAGCCUGGAGGAGACGGGAAGCGCCCGGCUGGGGCAGCCCAAGCUCUCCAGAUCCAGGACUUAUGACUCCCCCUACAAGGACACAAGGCUGGCGGCCACAGGCGGGGAGGGACCCCCAUCCCCCGCGCUGAGCAAACGGGACAGCAGCUACCGCCGGGCCUUCGGGGAGCUCGCCGGGAGGGACGCGCUGCUGGGCUGCUUCCCGUGCGCCUGGCAGAGAGAGGUGCCCUACCACGGCCGCCUCUACGUGUCCUCCCGACACGUCUGCUUCCACUCCAGCCUCCUGCUCAAGGACAUCAAGGCCGUGGUCCCCGUCGCCUCCAUCUCAGCCCUCAAAAAGACCAACACGGCGCUGCUGGUGCCCAACGCGCUCAGCAUCCGCACGGCCCAGGGGGAGAAGUUCCUCUUCGUGUCGCUGCGCCAGCGAGAGGCCACGUACCAGCUCCUGAGGUCUGUCUGCAAACAGCUGCAGGACAGCGGCCAGAGCCCUCGGGACUCGGUGAACAACGAGGAAACCCUUGAGAAGACUCUGACCUCGAGCCAGUCGGACCUGGAGCAGAGCACCCCGGAGCCCAACAGCCUCCACGAGUCCCUGGAUGAACAAAGCCCAAGGCCAAGGGAAGCAGAGGAGGAGGAUGACAAGGCAGCCCUGCUGACUCCCAGCAGCAGCGAACGGGUGCCCUUGGCAGGGACACGCAGCCUCUGGAGUGGGGGAACCCCACACCACACUCUGGGCCUGGGCUGCUGCACUCUGGUCCCGGAUGAACCCCCAGCUGAGCCUUCUCAACAUCAUCAUCACCAUCUACCUGCUGCUCAUGGUGGCCUUGCUGGUGUCCUCGGGGUACAUCGGGCUGCGCAUCGUGGAGCUGGAGCAGCAGUUGGCAUUGGCAGGGGCUCAGCCACACCCCAACCCACCACAGCAGUGAGUGACCGGGGUGGGGGGUCCCCUGUGCCCAGCAGAGACCCCCCUCAGCCUGCCUCCCCCUGCCCAGGUACAAGACAGUGAGGCCAGUGAGGACCUGCCAUCACUGGUGCCCUGGACAGGGGGUAAAGGGGUUGCCCCAACCCCUUCCUCUGCCUCUCAGGGGGCUCCAUCAGCAAGUGCCUUCCAGCCCCCCACGGUGCCUGGGAAGCCCA